ACAUACUAAAUGUGUAAAUACUAGCUUACACCAAAGUCAAAAGGGAGCAGAUUUUAAACCCGCGGCAACCAACAAAAGAUUAUUUAAACCUUCUCGUUAAAAUAUUUGCUUUAUUUUUACCAAAUUAUCAUCUAUCACAAUAUUUUUAAGUAAAAUCUUAGCUCACAUGGUUCAUCUUCAUACAGGAGGCAGAGAUAUAGAAUUAAUUAAUUCAAAUUAAAACAACAUGUUUUCAACCCUGAACAGUGUCUAGACCCUUCCCCUUCAUCCCCCCCUGUACCAAUCUAACUAAUUACAAUUUUUGGAAGUAUAUAAAAAAAUUAAUGAACGUUUUUUAAUAUCGGACAAAACAAAUCCUUGAAUUUAAUAAUUAUUAAUUUAAUAGUUUUUAGUUGCACCCUUGUUUAAAUAUAUCCUAUAUAAAGACAGGAUGAGGAGUAAGAUACUCAUAUCUUAAACACGCAGCCUCACUCAUCUCUCAGAUAUGUUUGGUGUGAGUGUACAACUAUUGUUCUUUGUACUGUCCUCUACUCUUGUGCAUUGUAAUCCGGGAGAACUUGUGAUUGAUCAGGAUACUCAGGAUCAUCUUGAUCUUUCAGAUACCAAGGAUUAUGGUUCGGAUCUGAUUGGUUUAGAACUCCUGGAUCUGGAUCAACUGGAGAAGGAUCUCAGGAGAAGAAAAAAUCUGAUCAGUGGUAUAUGGCAUGGAGUUAAUCCUCGUUUUCUGAUGAGCCAGGGAACUCCGUACAACCAAGAUGAGCUGAAUCAGAUGGACUCCAUUGGUAGAGUUGGAGUUAAGCGUGCACCUUCUUUCCCUUCUCAUAGGGAUAGAAAAUGUGGUCUUGGAUACACAAGCUGUUAUUAGUGGAUAUAUCAGCUGUUUUUCUGGAUAUAUUAUCUGUUUAGUAGUGGAUAUAUCAGCUGUUUGUGCUGGAUAUUUUAGCUUUUUAGCAGUGGAUAUACCAGCUGUUUGUACUGGAUAUAUUAGCUCUUUAGUAGUAGAUAUAUCAGCUGUUAGUAGUGAAUAUAUCAGCUAUUAGUAGUGGAUAUAUUAGCUAUUAUUAGUAGAUAUAUCUUUUGUUAGUAGUGGAUAUAGGAGCUGCUAGUAGUGGAUACUGGAUAUGUCAGCUGUUAGUAGUGGAUAUAUCAGCUGUUAAUAUGGAUAUAUCAACUGUUGGUAGUGGAUAUAUUAGCUGUUAGUAUGGAUAUAUCAGCUGUUAGUGGUGGAUAUAUCAGCUGUUAGUAUGGACAUCUCAGCUGUUAGUAGUGCAGUAUCAGCUGAAAGUAGUGCAAAUAUUUCAGCUCGAUAAAUUAGCUGUUAAUAGCUGAUAUAACUGUUGUUAUCUGAUGUUUCAACUGUUAAAUUAGUUGAAACACAAGCUGUAACUAUUGCAUAUACCACUGUAAUAUUAAUUUCAUAAAUAAAUAUCAUCUAUGUAA
Molecule: messenger RNA, 1440 nt
Organism: Eurytemora carolleeae
Lineage: Eukaryota; Metazoa; Arthropoda; Copepoda; Calanoida; Temoridae
Exons: 5
Coding region: 485-865 (126 amino acids)
Source: RefSeq, a predicted model, not a curated record